This is a messenger RNA of Suillus bovinus, 1494 nucleotides long. RefSeq lists its product as uncharacterized. NCBI's taxonomy places the organism in Eukaryota, Fungi, Basidiomycota, Agaricomycetes, Boletales, Suillaceae. The record is from RefSeq and is a predicted model, not a curated record. The coding region runs from base 1 to 1494 and encodes 497 amino acids. The transcript has 5 exons.
AUGCAACUUCACGAUGGACCCUCUAACAAGCACACCAAGGUACAACAAAUCAAACUGCGCCCAAUCACCAAGGAAUCCAAGGGCAAAAUGAGGUGUGCUCUUUGCAUGGCAUACAGCCACUCAGAUGAAUCUGAAGUUGACGAGGGUAAGAAGGUGGACAUUAUGAUCGCCAAGAGUGCUGUCUCCCCUGGUUUGAUCAAUGCCCCUACAGAAACAUCACAGGAAGACUUGACCAAGGAAUUGCACGACGAUAGGCCAACAGUAGAUCAGCAGGAACCGCCUCAGAUUGCCAAUCCUGUUGAGGAUCUUCCUGAUGCCACUCACAACUCUCAUGACCCCCACGACCCUCUGCCAGAGCCUGUCCAUCAUGACCCUUGUGAGGGUGUCCAGCAAGACCCUCACAAGAAUGACCCUCCACACAACCCACAGGAACCUCAUCAGGAGGUCGGUGACCCUCUUCACAACCUCCAUGAGCUUCACCAUGAGGUCAUCUCUGACCGUCGUAACAACCAUCAUGAGGUUGACCCUCUUCGAGAACUUUAUCAGGAGGUCAUCCCUGAUCGUGACGAGGGUGACCCUCCUCAGGAAUAUCAUCAUGAGGUUAUCCCUGACUGUCGCGACAAUCCUCAUGAAGGUGACCCUCUUCGCAACCCCUGCGAGCCUCGGGAUACUUUCUGUCAUGACCCUCGCAAUCCCUUGCCUGACCCUCGGCAACCACUUUGUGGUCAUUCUGGCGAGCCAUGGUACAUGCAGGAUGCCAUGCGCCAUGAUCAUGAACUUCAUCAUCUGCAUGAAGAUAAUCCUAUUAUCAAUAGUGAUGCUCUUCACCCACGCGAUGCCUUCUACUACCAUGACACUCACAACCUCCAUUAUACUAGUUUGCAAACUCCCGACCAUUAUGGACCCAAUGAGCCUCGUACUGACAUUGAAUUCACUGGGCGGGAUAGUUCUCCAGCCUUGGAAUUACACCACGAUGCCCAUUAUGCUCAUGUCCUGUGCUUGGUCCCGACUAUGCUCGGGAAGGUGAAUAUGCUUGACAUGAUGACCUUGACGAGCAACGGGCAUUUGGUGGAGGAGCUUACCAUGACAGUGGGUACCCACAAGCCAGGGCUCGUUACCACGAUUCCAGAUGGAUGGACCAUGUCCGUAAUAUUGAUACUGCACCUUUGGACUAUGUUCCACAAGCAUUCAAUCUUUUUGCGCUUCCUUACCCUCGUCCUGUCUGUCUUGCAGCCUGUGCGAGAGAGACUUGAUGAUGUACUAGAGACCCUCCAGCUUCAUCUUAACAACCAGAGUCAAUCCUCUGACGAGGGUCACAAGGAUACUUUCGAACCUGUUAAGGAUUUGAGGGGAACCCUCCAGAGAGAGGGAGGUCUCAGAGAUGUGUUUUGUCCUACAGAGAAACCAGGUCUGACAGACCGUGGGAAGCUCUCAAAAGUGCUGCCAAGGGUGCUCUGCAAGGAGCUUUAUGUUCUCUGGGCCAUCCUAGGCUGA